CUGAGGACGAACCCAUGUUAUCACGCACUUACGGACGACAACGAGCGCAGCGCUCGCAGGACGUGGACGCGGCUGCGGAGGAGAGCGCUCGCCACUCGCAGGAAGCUUAAGAGCGCGUUCCGGUGGCCAAUGUUUUCAGGAAGUUUGACGGUCGGACAGAUGGACGUUCCUCGCUUUGUUUUGGUCUGCGGGAGAGUUUAGGAGCUCCGGUGGACACGGACGCCUCGCGACAACACGAUGAACCUCAGCGAAGACGGUUGUUUUCCGUCGCACCGGAGUCAGUUUGGGUCUCACGUGAAUACUCGGGAACUGUGCUUUUAAGAAGCUGUUUUAAGAUGCGUGACGUUAUGACUGCAUAUUGGGGUUUUUUUUCUGGCAGUGUCAUUACAGCGUCAUUACAUUAGACUUAUGUCAGAGGCCGUAGUGCAUUGUAUUAUAUUAAUGGCCGCAUUCAAGUUGCAGUGCGACGUAACGUUAGUGUCAUUAAAACAUAAAGAGCUCUGCAGUCUAAACUUUUCUGGACUCCAACCUGGCAACCCACAGGAGGGAAAUUUGCAACGUUAGCAGGAAGAGAAGCUAUAAAAAUCACGGAAAUCAUUCGGUCUUCCCUCUCACUCAUAAAUGGAUUUCAUCAGGGCCACACGGUUAUUGUUGCACCUUGUUUGGUAGUUUUUUUGUUCGUCUUUUUACAGGAUCCCGCUCCCCGCCACGCACGUCUGAAAACCGUCGAUAUCGUGUGUGACGAAUGUGAACAUGUUUUGGAAAUUUAAGUUUUCCAAAGACCCGCGGCUGGACCGGAGUAGAGCUUUGCCUUUGGGCCACAGCUGGAGCAGCCUGAUGUAGCCCCCCCUCUCCAUCCAUAUUAUCUCUGUAAAAACUCACAGCUGUCUCAUGUGUGGGUUUUUACUACCUGGAAACUAUCCGUUCGUGUGGCCUCGUUCUUUUCCCGUUUAAGAAGACCGAUUACCUGGCGGGGGUGGUGGGGGGCGGCCCCGCCAUGGAGACCCCACUCGCCCUCUCCUCUCCUCGGUGUGACUGAGGCACGCUGAUGGACGUGAGCAACAGCUGGACCUACUGCGUCAUCAGUGCCGCGAGACGCCGGUGAGCGUGGUGGGUUGCGCGCGCGGGAGAAGUCUCGGCGACAGGCUGUGGGCGGUUUGGCACAACAGACGCGUUUCUGAAGACUGCUUUGCGGACCGCGUACGCAAACAUCGCCACUAUGAAUGAGAGGCAGGCUCUCCACUCCAUAAUGAAAGACCUCGUUGCCCUCCAGAUGACUCGCCGCCAGCCUGUUCUGUCGUACGACACCAGCAAAGCCAAGACGCCGGCCCAGGCCAACAGACAGGACGAUGUCAGGAUAAAGUUUGAGUUCUCUGGAGAACGGAGGAUCCUGGUUUUUGGACGGCCUGUGCAGUUUGAGGAAGUCCAGCAGAAAGUCACGACUGUCUUUGGCCAGCAGCUGGACCUGCAUUAUAUGAAUAAUGAGUUGUCCAUCCCUCUGCGAGAUCAGGAUGACCUGGACAAGGCCAUCGACCUGCUGGACCGCAGCUCCAACAUGAAGAGCAUCAGGAUCCUGCUGCUCACUCCGGAGCACAGCAAUGCCUCCUCCCCCUCCCACCACGUUCCGUGUAAGCAGGUGAGGAUCAAGUCCUCCCAGUCCACUGGAGACGUCAGCACGGCGUAUCAAUCCUCCGAGCCCAGGGGGCGCCACCUGUCUACUGGUUCUCAGAACACGGGACGCAGCUCGCCACCUCCCGGUUAUGUGCCCGAGCGCCAACAGAGAAUUGCUCGCCAAGGCUCCUACACCAGCAUAAACAGUGAGGGGGAGUUCAUCCCCGAGACCAGCGAUCAGUGUGUGCUGGAUCCCUGGAGCAGUGCAGAAAACUCCGUCUCUGGAAGCUGUCAGUCUCUGGACAGCAACUCCGACAGCCCUUCACUGAGGAGGUCUCGCAUGCACAGAGCCAAGAGUUACCCUGAUAACCGUGAGGAGGGCUCAGACAGGGAGAAUCAUGUAUAUGACAGGGUAGCGGGGAAAGGAGGCACCUUUCCUCGUAGGUACCAUGUCUCCCUGCACCAUAAAGACCACAGUGAAGGCCGCCGGACGUUUCCGCGGAUCCGUCGCCCCCAGGGGAACCUCUUCACGCUGGUGCCGUCACGCCGGUCGCUCAAUGGCAGCGAGGAGAGUUUGGGCAGCUGGCAGCUGGUCGACGCUCACGGCAGGCUGCGCCCCCAAGAUCGUUCUGUGGCGCAUAAGUCCCCCAGUGCUCCGAUGACGUGGCGGCGGGGGAAGCUUCUGGGCCAGGGAGCGUUCGGUCGCGUGUACCUGUGUUACGACGUGGACACUGGGAGGGAACUAGCUGCCAAGCAGGUUCACUUUGAUCCCGAGAGUCCUGAGACCAGCAAGGAGGUCAGCGCUUUGGAGUGUGAAAUCCAGUUGCUGAAAAAUCUGCAUCACGAGCGCAUUGUUCAGUAUUACGGCUGUCUGAGGGACCACAAUGAGAAGACUCUCACUAUUUUCAUGGAGUACAUGCCGGGGGGUUCAGUCAAAGACCAGUUAAAGGCCUACGGGGCGCUGACAGAAAACGUCACCCGGAAGUACACAAGACAGAUCCUGGAGGGCAUGUCCUAUCUGCACAGCAACAUGAUCGUACACAGGGACAUCAAAGGCGCCAACAUCCUGCGGGAUUCGGAAGGCAACGUGAAGCUCGGAGAUUUCGGCGCCAGCAAGAGGCUGCAGACCAUCUGCAUGUCCGGAACCGGCAUCCGCUCAGUGACCGGCACCCCCUACUGGAUGAGCCCGGAGGUCAUUAGUGGAGAGGGCUACGGCAGGAAGGCUGAUGUCUGGAGCCUCGGUUGUACGGUGGUAGAGAUGCUGACGGAAAAGCCCCCGUGGGCUGAAUUCGAGGCCAUGGCGGCCAUAUUCAAGAUCGCCACCCAGCCCACCAACCCGGCGCUGCCCUCGCACACCUCCGAGCAGGCACGGGACUUCAUAAGCUGCAUCUUUGUGGAGGCCAAACACAGGCCCAGCGCAGAGGAGCUGCUCAGGCGCCCCUUCUCCCAGAUUCUGUGCUGAAGCCGGCCUGGUUUGUGAACUCCUCACCACAGAGUAGCCUCAGCAGUAUCCGUAGUACCUCUUUGACACCCGUCCGUGGAACUGAUCCGGAAGAUCAGUGUUAAACUCACCGAGCAUCUGCCAGAGCUCAGACCCGUAUAACGAGGAGCCUUUGUCUGCAGCAGUCAGCGAAGCCUUGAGAACUGAGCACUCGUGAGAGUGACCACACGGGGGAAACCCCACACGCAUUAAGUCCCUGGAUGCUUUCACAGAGACGAGUGCACGUAUGCAUGCGCUCCAAAUCAUGCACUCCGAAGGCAGCGGCUUUCAAGCCUUGCACAUGUCGUGUCUUCCUCAUCGUGUUCUCUUGUGUUCCCGUUUUUAAGCUACAGCACACCGCCGGUGCUUAACAGUGUUUAUCAAGUGGGAUUGUUCUCUUUUUUUUUUCCCCUCAAACUUGCGUCUGUCUUGUUUUAUUCAACGGAAAAUUCCACCUGUUUAGAUCUUUGCUUGUCUGUGUACAUCCGAGGAGCAACACCAGAUGUGUUUCUGUGUUUCGGUCUGAGACCUUCAGAAUUAAGAAUUAUUUUCACAUGGUUUAGCAAUUCCACAGGUGACAAUAAAUAAGUGCCCAAUGAGGUUCUUCACUCGCUGUACCCUCAAUCGAACAAGAUGCACAACAGCCAACAGCCUCAGUUUGAGAGUUUGACAUUUGAAAAUAUUAAAUGAAUAUAUUGAUUUUGUUGUCCAAAAAGAGCAUGACUGUCCGAGAGGAGCUGAGUUUGAGCUGAUUUCUUUUAAAUUGUCUUUUUACCAAAGCAAGUGUCUUAUCCUUCUAAGUGCCUUCCUACUUUUAUAGAUCCCCAUCGUCAAAGGUUACCUCAGCCCAAAAAGUGCAUCAGAAGCGGUAGAUGAAAUAUGCCAUAGACUUUUACACUGCCAUGCCAUAGACCAAACAGCAUGAUGCUUUUUAUAAUUUAAAAUGAAAAACUCAUUUGGAAAUAUAUUUCCUUUGCCAAAGACCGUACUGUUGAUUUGUGCCUGGACCCAAAAUCCCUCACUGAAAAAACGUUGCUUUAGAUCAGAUGCACUUUUGAUCGAAAUUAAUGUUGUGGAGUUUUUUUUUGUUUUUUUUUACUUUAUGUGAAUUUCUUUUUUUUUUAUUUAUAUUUCCAUGUUCAUCCCAAUUAGAUUUUUAUGAGCAAAAAAUAUUUCCAUAUAUGUAUAUACAUAUAUGUGUGUGUGUAUAUUAUGUAUAUAUUAUAUACAUUAUAUAGUAUGUAUAUUAUAUUAAGACUGUGUCAAAUCUAAUGAUACUUUCAGGACGUUUGGUCUGUAAAAGUAAAUCAUUUAGAGCAGCUGGUUUUGCAGACAUUACAGAACGUGUAAAUGUUAAAUGGGUGGAAAACAAACUCUGGCUGCCUGGCUCUUGUUCUAGAUCACACACACAAAAAAGUUCCACCCUUUGCUAUAGGUUUAAACGAGUGUUACCUGACUGGUUACGGAAAUCAUUCAGCCAUACGAAUGAAACCUUUUGAGGCCUAACUGUUGGCAUUAUUGUAUAUGGGAUUCGAGUAUUACUAACAUGUAAUUAAAGGUUGUGUGUGGGCCAAAGACGAGCAGGACCGGAGCCAGUGCUGGAUUCCACAGACGACUUUGUUUAUCCCGGGGUCUAGACGAGUCCAGUCUUCAAUCGUUUUCUGGGCAAAGGGGCUCACUGCUGCCUUAAGGCCAACAUGAGGACUUUCAAUGGGGCCACUGGCUAAAGGCAGCUUAAAUGUGUACAAAUGCAAAUAGAUUUUAAGAAAAGACAGUGAGGCAAAGGACCCUGUGGUAAGCAAAUGAGUAAAGUAUUUUUUUUUUUCAAGAGAUCUAUAUAUUUAAAUGUAUGAUUAUGUAUCAUGACGGGACUUGCAGUGCAAAGUCUAAUGUAUCAACUUUAUUUUACAAUAAGAAAAGAAUAGUAUGUCGCUCGCUACAAAACAAAUAAAUUGUUUUCAAAAAAAUUGUUUCUCCCUUCUCACAGCUGCAGUCGUCCCGGCUCAUUAAGUCCAGUCAAUGAAAGACCACCUCAUUGUUGGCAGUAAUAAGCUGCUCAAUUGAUGCACUCAGUUUUUCCCCUCUCUCCCCGUCAUUUUGUUUUCUUCCACUCUUUUUUUUUUCCUGUCAUGAAGGAAAACAAGGGGCAGAAACAGGAAGGAGAGAUUUCCACAACCGUGUCUGGCUGUGAGAUGGUUUAGCAGAUUGAACAAAGGGCCUUUUUUACGCAGAGAUGCUUUGCUUUAGACAGGUCGUUUUUUAUGUCCUCUGUUGUAUUUUGCCCUUUUCUUUUACAAUACACAAGCUGAUAAUGUG
Gasterosteus aculeatus aculeatus (three-spined stickleback) is the source of this 5407-nucleotide messenger RNA. RefSeq names its product mitogen-activated protein kinase kinase kinase 3 (gene map3k3). Gene Ontology annotation, biological process: protein phosphorylation. NCBI's taxonomy places the organism in Eukaryota, Metazoa, Chordata, Actinopteri, Perciformes, Gasterosteidae. Gene Ontology annotation, molecular function: protein kinase activity; ATP binding; protein binding. The record is from RefSeq and is a predicted model, not a curated record.